UAAGCUUCGUGGAGAAAACUCGACUUUACAUAACUCUUAAAGUUGAUGAGUAGAACGACUUCGUCAAUAUCGCAUAAAUCGGAUUUGUUUUGCUCUCUAAAAGUUAUACUUACAACCAACAUGAAACUUCUACUAAGUGUUUUACUGGUAGUAUAUUUGUCCAGUUUUUACGAAGGAGUGCAAGCGAAGCCACAAGGUUGUGCUGGCAUCAGAUGGAGACCGUGCGCUAAUAACUUGAUUGAAAAACUGAAUCAAAAAAGAAACAUGAUGAAAUAUGAUAAGAUUUCCGACGAGGUACCACAUGACUUUCUUGAAGAAGAGUUAACUGAACACGAAGAUGAAGAAGAAGAAGAUGAAAGAAGUAUAUUCGAAAAUUUAAUUGCUGGUAUAAUUAACAGAUUAUCUCGGAAAUAAAUUCUAAUUGUUGUAUUUUAAUUUUGGUAUAUUUUUAAAGUAGUUAUGGAAUAAAAUAAGUUUUGAAUAAGAUAAUGCAAUAUAAAUGAAUUUUUAAACAUA
Messenger RNA from Hydractinia symbiolongicarpus, 516 nucleotides. RefSeq lists its product as uncharacterized. The coding region runs from base 46 to 414 and encodes 122 amino acids. The record is from RefSeq and is a predicted model, not a curated record. The transcript has 2 exons. Lineage: Eukaryota; Metazoa; Cnidaria; Hydrozoa; Anthoathecata; Hydractiniidae.